Molecule: messenger RNA, 2190 nt
Organism: Nerophis lumbriciformis (worm pipefish)
Lineage: Eukaryota; Metazoa; Chordata; Actinopteri; Syngnathiformes; Syngnathidae
Source: RefSeq, a predicted model, not a curated record
AUGGAGACGAAUUCUCGUUUUUGGCGGGCGGCGCCGGCGUUGCCCUAUGCGACGGCGACCCUGUUCGGGGUCAUCGGCGGUACGAUCCUCAGGACGCCGUUGUUGUGCUCGGCGACGUUGAUAGCUCUGGGUUUGGCGCUGGCCAGUCCGAUGGGCCGUGGCCUGGCGUUGCUUGCGAUCGGCCUGGUGGUCGGUACGCUCGACAGCAACCAGCGCGACCGAGCCUGGCAGGGUUUCGAGCCGGCGCGGCCGGUCGAGAUGCUGGUUCGCGCGGUCAGCCAUGCCGAGCGCGGUCCAGAGGGCGAGGUGCGCCUAUGGGUGGAGGCCGAACAGUGGCGCCAGCGGCGCCGGAUCGGCCUGGGAAAGCGGCGCCUUAGGUUGACUUUGCCGGCCGAGGUCGAACCACCGAUCCGGGGCGAGACGCUGCGGGUGCGGGGCUACCUGCGGCGCUCGACGGGCUUCUGGAACGGCACCCCGCAGCCUCCGCCAGUCCAGCGCCUAUGGGUUAAGAGCCCUCGCUUGGUAGGCCGAGAACGCUCGCCAGGCCUGAUCAGCAAAGCUACAGCGGCCUUGCGGCAACGCUCUGCCACCGCUUGGGAUGGGUUCUCGGGGCCGGGAGUGGUGUUGGCACGGGCGCUAUUGCUGGGCGACCGCUCGCAGCUCAGCGAGGAUUGGCAGCGCGGUCUGCGAGCAGCCGGGUUGCAGCACUUGCUGGCGGUGUCUGGUCUGCACGUUGGCCUGGUCGCCCUGGGGCUCGCUCGGCUGGCGGGUCGCUGGCGCCGGACACCGCGUUAUCUGUUGGCCGCUGGCGGUGUACUGAGCUACCUCUUGCUGGUGGGACCGCGGCCGUCGGUGUUGCGGGCGGCCGCGAUGGGGCUGCUGGUGCUGGCGGCGAAACUGGCCCAGCGGCCUCCGGCGGUACUCAACACGCUGGCGCUGGUUGCGGCCGCCCUGGUGGUGCUGGAGCCACCGCUUGCCGCCGAUCUGGGAUUUCGCUUGAGCGUUCUGGCCACCGCCGGCAUCCUCUCGCUCGGUCAGGUGUUGGCCCGGCGCUGGCAGGCGCUGCCCGAGCCGCUGGCAGGUGGCCUGGCGGCAAGCACCGCGGCCCAGGUCUUUACCUGGCCGCUGACGGUGCCGCUGUCGGGUGGUAUCGCCGCUGCCGGUUGGCUGCUGAACCUGCUCGCGGUGCCUUGGUUGGCGGUUUUUCUGUUGACGGCCGUGGCCUGGUGGUUGCUGGCGGCGGCCGGCUGGCCUGGGGCGAAUUUGGCGGCGCAAGCCCUCGACCUGCUUAGCCAGCCGCUCGAUGGGCUCGCCCGGCUGCCUCCCGGUUGGCUUGGACGGUUGACCCUGCCGCCUAGCUCGGUGUUGGCGAGCUUGCUUUCGGUUAGCACCAUGGUGGCUUUGCUGGCGCCGCUUCGCUGGCGCCGAGCGCUGCUCCUGACCAGCCAAGGCGACGCCUUGCUGAUCCGCGACGGGCCGCGGGCGGUGUUGGUGGAUGGGGGAGGCUGGCGUUACGGCGACCUUGGGGGAAGGGCCUUGGUGCCGGCGCUGGCGGCAGCUGGGAUCGGCCGCCUCGAUGCCGUUGUUCUCACCCAUCCCGACAGCGAUCACUGCCACGGGCUGCGGGAUCUGGCCAGCUAUCUGCCAGUGGCGGAAGUGUGGAUGUCGCCAGGCUGGACCAGUUCCCCUUGCGCCAGCGGGUUGGCGACCCUGCCGGCGAGCCGUUGGCGCCCGCUGUGGCGCGGCGACCGAUUGCAGAUCGGGCGUUGGCGCCUGGACGUGCUGCAUCCGCCUGCGGGGGAGCGCGGUGGCGAGGCCAACGACCGCUCCUUGGUGCUGCUUGCCGAGGUCCAUGGUCGCCGCCUGCUGCUGACCGGCGAUAUCGAGGCCGCUGCCGAGGUUCGGUUGCGGCGCUAUUGGCGGCGGCAAAGGCAUGGGCCUUUUACCGUCGACCUUUUGAAGGUGGCGCACCACGGUAGCAAGAGCUCGACAUCACGGCCCUUCUUGGCCGCGAUAGCACCCGGCCUGGCGAUGAUCUCGGCUGGCCGCGGCAACCGCUACGGCCAUCCGGCAUCGGUGGUGGUCGACCGCUUGAGCGCCGAGGGUACGAAGCAGUGGUCGACUUCUCGCUCCGGCGCUCUGACCGUCCAGAUCAUGGCCGGUGGCCGGCUGCGCCUGCGCCCGCCUUGA